CAAGCGAUGCCAAGGUAAAUGCCAAGAUUCCCAGGAAAUGCAUGAACUACCAUGCAAUGAAAUUUGAAUUAAAGCAUCUCCAGAUUAAAAAAAACCUUGUUUGAUGGCCGAUGAUUGUGUGAUGUGAUUGAUGAUGUGAACUGCUUGUUGCAGAUGAACCUGUACUCCAAAAUGAUCUAACACCUUGCUAGAGUAUCUGUCACAACAGCGUCCUGGAACCUAACAAGAAAUUGCAUCUGGCAGUGCACAGUGUACUUGUUCUGCCUUCACAGAGCAGAACGACCCACUCAUCUCUGGCUUCAGAGAAGUUAAAUGACACAUUUGACAGAUGAUUUUACAACGCAAAAAAUACACACACACACACACACACCUCCACCUAGAGAGUGGGUUUUAAUUACCUGUAGAUUUCACUGACAAUACCACCCAUUUUUAAACAGUACGCAACGCUUUCAAAUGUGGUUAAUUAAUAGGAAAUGAAUAAGACCCUUUGACUGUUUCUCUCAUUAACAGUGUUGUAAGACAAUUUUACGCACACCCUUCGGAGCACUGAUAACGCGCAGGGGGCGAACGAUAACACACCAGACAACGGCACCUAUUCACUCCAAUCUUACAACAACCUCCGCCACGCGUGGAGUCCUGGGUGAAAACCGAUCUGUGGAAAAUUGGGGAGGAAAUAGCCUUCACGGGAUCAACGUUGCAGUAUAGAGUUACGGCGUAGGCCCCUCCCCCUGUCUGGCUCGCUCUUUUUUCUCAACCUCUCGGUUGGCUUUCCGAGAGGGCUCGCUCCAGCUCACGCUCAGACCGCUGAGAAAUAGCAGGCAGAAGAUGGCUGACUCGACCGGGCACUGUGAGCCCGCAACAGCAGCAGGACCAGCAGCAGCAGCAGCAUCAACUUCACUGGGGCUUCUGACGCGCCUGCCAUUCGCUGCCACUCUGCAACUCUAAAACGGCCCCGCCUCACUCAGUGCCGUGCGCGCCCGGGUUUUACCCCCAAAUAUUGACAAGAGAUUUAAAGAAAACAUGGCUGAGAUGGAGAAAGAGGGAAGACCCCCGGAAAACAAGAGGAGCAGAAAACCAGCUCACCCCGUGAAGAGGGAAAUUAACGCAGAGAUGAAGGUUCCGUCCAAUCGGCCCCUCCCAGGGGUGGGGCAGGCAGGCAAUCUCCAUGGCAACUCGCCCUACUUGAUGAGUUUUGCAGAAAACACCAUGAAUGAGUUGCUUGGAUGGUACGGAUAUGACAAAGUGGAGUUACGAGACUCAGACGACAUUGACAUCCGUAACUACCCUGAUGGAGAAAUGCGGCAGCACAUCUCUGUCCUGAAAGAGAACUCUUUGCCAAAAGCAUUCGCAGUGGAGAACAGCACUGGUUCUCCUCCACACGCCAACAGCUCUGGCUCCACUCCGACAUCACGUAAUGGAGUGUCGGCUGAGGCACCUGCAAACCCUUCCUCCUCCAAGGAGCAUGGAGGCCUGCCAAUCAUAGUGCCCUUAAUCCCGCCCCCUCUGAUCAAAGCACCAGCAGAGGAGGACACCUCUAAUGUUCAGAUAAUGUGUGCGUGGUGUCAGAAGGUGGGAGUUAAGCGAUAUUCUCUCAGUAUGGGCUCUGAGCUGAAGAGUUUCUGUAGUGAGAAAUGCUUCGCUGCCUGUCGACGUGCCUACUUCAAACGCAACAAGCUUGGAUAUGUGAGGAAUUGCAGUGCCAGAGAGGAGGAGGGCGUUCCACACCACAGCUUGUCCAAAGACACGCCCAGACUUGUGCUCAAGACAAACAGCGAUGUGCUUGUCUGUGAUUGGUGCAAACACAUCCGCCACACCAAGGAAUACCUGGAUUUUGGCGCAGGCGAGAGGCGUCUCCAGUUUUGCAGUGCAAAGUGUCUGAACCAAUAUAAGAUGGACAUAUUCUAUAAAGAGACUCAGGCUGCGCUGCCAGGGGGAUUGUGUAACCCGUCUCUCCCAGCGGGAGAUACAAAAUCAGAAAGUGGAGCAGGUGUACAGCUUCUUACACCUGAAUCCUGGAGCUCACCUCUGAAUGAGCUACGCGGUCGCAAGGCACCGUCACCAGCGGGUGCCACCUCUGUAGCUGGACCCUCUGGAUCUGGGUCUGGGUCACCGUCCGAAACUGGAACUGUGUGUUCAUCCUCGUCUUCAUCAUCAUCUUCAUCCUCGUCUACGAAAAUCCCCACACCACGGCCGCAUGAGAGCCCCAUGUUACCGCACUAUCCCCCACCACCUAUAUCUGGCUUCCACCCGGCUCUGGGUGUGCCGCCCGGCAACCCGCCGAUGGUCAUGACUCCCCGUGGUCCGGUUCCUCUUCCUAUCUUUAUGGAGCAUCAGAUGAUGCAGCAAAUUCGCCCUCCAUUCUUACGUCCCCAAGGCCCCAACAGCCCUCAUUCCAAUCCCAUGAUUCCCGGAAUCGGACCGCCACCCCCUACUCGGACUUUGGGUCCUCAGUCCAGCCCCAUGCACCGCCCGCUUCACUCUCCCCAGGUUCACCCAUCAUCCACUCCUACCCUUUCUGGAAACCAUCCAGGUAUGAUGUAUCCUCAACCUGGCUCCCACAUGCCAGGAUUGCCUUUCCCAGUUAACAUGAUGCCAGCUGGACCCAUUCCUGCACCGCCCUAUAUGAAUUUUGGCAUGCCCUCUCUUGCCCCUUUAGUGCCACCACCAACAUUAUUAGUGCCCUAUCCGGUUAUUGUGCCAUUACCAGUGCCCAUACCCAUACCAGUGCCCAUACCAUUCAAUCCGAAGGCACAAGGUGAUCGACCAGGAAAUGAUGUAACGUUUCCGUAUGCUGCAGGCGAGCGCAGUAAUUCACAGCUACCACCCUCGUUUUCUCCCAGCUCCUCUAGAGGGGACAGGAGGGACUUUCACCAAGCCCCGCCCACCUCAGAUACACUCUCACCAGACUUUUCUAAACAGACAGAGCAGAGUAGGACAAACAUGGUGGAUGUGAUGGUCAAAACGGAAAACAAUGGGAUCGUAAGCUCUAGACAUUUCCACAUGGACACACCAGCAGAUGGAGUCAUUGAUCUAACAACCAAUCGUCGCCCACGGCAACAGCAAGUCAUUCAGAGGGCUGUAACCUGUCUGCAGGUAAAGGCAGAGCCUGGGAUGAGCCCAACACCUCAGUUGGCUGAAGCUGAGGCGGAUGGGAUAGCCGGUACUAGCAAAAGCGAUACAGAGGAUAAUCAUAUAGACAGUAAUGCUAAAAGCCCAUUGGCUAGCGUAGCAUUGCCAUGUGCUGACCCCUCGUACUGCAAUGGCACUCCGCCUCUUUCUCAGCCAAUCACAUGCAGCACAAAAAUUGUUCCUAGCGACAUCUCCACAGCAAAAACCGAGCCUGGCUCUGCUAUGCCCUGCAACGUGAUUGUCAAUGGGACCAGUAAUGUGCCAUCUGCAGAGGCUUCAAUCAGGACUUCACCGUUGGAUCAUCGACCUCUGGUGGAGCCCUGCCGCAGGACCACCGCUGUGUGUGACGAACCCACUCCGACAGAUCUAGAAGGAGAGGACCUAAAAGAAAACAGCUGCCUGGCCACAGAAAAAGACUCAGCAGGUAAGAGGAGUUUAAAUGACCAGUCUGCUAUUACAACAGGGACAGGCGAGGACAAACCGCAGAGCCCUGAAGAUGUUCCAUCUGGUGAGGACCAUGCCUACGCUCUGCCCCUAAUGCCCAAACCCGGCUGUGUCAUUCAGCCUGUGCCCAAACCUGCUGACAAAACCACUGCCAUUCUGCCAUGUGGCUUGACAGCUCCAUUAACAGGAACAGUAGCUAUGGAAAUGGAGCCUCCGCUGAAGAGAAGGUGUCUGCGUAUCCGCAAUCAGAACAAGUGAAACCGGACAGAUGUAAACAUCACACCAAAGGGAUAAAGAGGAUUGCACUGCAGCAGAGACCAUCAGCUGUCCAGAAACUCACAAUCCUGUCAAUUAAAACGUCAACCCUGUUUCUCUACUCUUCUAACCCCCCACCAUACACACACACAAGACACACAUUGUGACAAUUUUCAGACAUAUCAACCAGAUUGGAAAGCAAUCUGUUUUAUCUCCACCCCUUUUGGCUAAACAGAGAAUGACACAAAGUGUCAAUCUGAAAACCAGGAUGGCUUUGAUGUUUGACCUUCAUUUACAAUGUCUUGAGGCAUGAGAUAAUUCCCAUCCACUCCACAACCUCCAUCCAUGACUAGCUGAACCCCCCCUCCCCUCCUUGGUGAAAGCAGUAUUACAAUGUUACAGUACAUGGAUUUCCAAGAGCUGCCAUUGGUCCACAUGAACUGCAUCUCUUUUGGUUUAAAGUGAUACGAGUGUUCAGUCAGAGAGGCUUAACACGGACCAGAGCAGCACACAAGAUGCAUAUUGAAUGCUAGCAACAUCCUGAUCUCUCUCUCCGCUCAAAUCUUUUAUUCUCAAUUUCUAUUCCUUCACUAUGUGUAUCUCCAACACCAGCAAAACACUGUACUUUAAUUCUGCCACUUCUUCUCCAGUCUCAGGGAGAAGUGUUCAGCAACCGGACACCAAAAAAGACAGAGAGACAAAGACACACCCUGAAGGGAGGAGAAAAAUCACAGAACAGAGAAAUGGGAUAAACAUUCAUAUUAUGUUCAGAAUGAAACAGGAAAAUUAUCCUCUGUUGGAGCAGGAUGGAAAGAUGACAGAAAGAAUUGAAGAAACGUGGAUUGUUUGCUGGUUUAUCUCCGUAUACUUGUGCAAUGACAAAUUCACUGAUUUGAUUGAGGAUAACAGGGUACAGACCUCAGCAAGCAUUAUAGCUAACUGGUAAAAUGGCUGCUAGCCUUGCGCCAUUGGCUUGGAGACUGUUCCACCCGCAUGGCAAAAACAACGUGCCGAUUCCAAUAGAUACACGUCACAUAACUCAAUGAAUAGUUGGUCUAACACUGCUGGUGGGUUGUGUACUGUUCACAUUGAUCUUAUGGAUCAGAUAGCUAAAAGGAGAUCAUCGGGGACACUUUGGUUUGGUUUUUCCUCGUUUAAAUCAGAAUCCAUUUUACCACGGUGCUCUUGCUAAAGGUUUGAAUGAGGACAAUCUCUCCUGGGUUUUCUAUUGGUGUAGUCAAAACCAGUUGAGCGUUUUGGUCAGCAGUGAGGUGGUGUCAAAGGUGCAUCCAUGAUGUUUGUUUUUGUUUUUUUAUGCUUUUUUUGCCAAAUCCUAAUCAGUGCUACAUUACAUUCAUCAAAUCCUGCUGUGGUUUACAGAAAGCAGUUUAAUUCAUAUUUACAAGGUGACUCAGUAUAGAGUUCACACACAGAAUGCCAAGAACAUUUUACUGAAAGGUAGAGGCCGGUUUGGAUAGGUGGUCGAAGAGCCGAAAUUAUAUUUGUUACAAGUACUGUAAGAGCUGAAUGCAUUGUUAGGAACUGUGUGCAUCUGUGACAGGAGCCAAUUUUUAAAAGCCAGUGUGUAUGUUAAAAAGAGAAUGUCACAUUUCUUUACUAACUUUGGCCAAAUUCAGUUUGACAAAACAAGGAAAUUUGCUUAAAUUAUUUUGAAAGAAUAAUGUGGUGUCAACAUUUUUCUGACAAAAUGAAAAGAAAAUCACAGAAAGAAAAUUCAGGCAUACAUGAAAAGAGUGAGCAUUUUUAAGUUACAUUUGUUUUGUUUUUCUCAACUCGCCAUCUGCCUGUACUGACCCAAAUCUCCCUACAGUCCUCUGACAUUCAAACUUGACCACUUUUCCAUCUUUUUCCCCAUUGCCCUCUGCUCCUGAAUGAUGUAUAAAGAGCUGUGGAUUCCUGCCCUAUUCCUCUUCUUUUCCUGCAGGAUUUGGUUUCACAGCGCUAUAUUUUUUAAAAGCAGGCUCAGAGGUCUAAUGAGUAAGGACUGGAUUUCUCUCUUGGGUUCCUAUGUGGCUAGGUCUCAUUCCAGUGUCAGAUUUAUACACACACAUUCCUGUGUCAGAUUUAUUUUGUCAGUGCUGAAAUGGUUGGCCUCUGUUUGGAUAGAAGUGUAGAGUACGGAUUGAUAAAAGGGCAAAGAUGCACAAACUGUACGGAAGAAAUAGUGUUAUAGAGUUGAGAUAUCAGAUUCAUGACACUGUGUGUGCAGUGCUAUCAAUUGAAUCAAAUCUUUAUUUUAAUUGGUUAAACAUUUACAUUUAUGCAUCUAAAGUGAAUGCAUUCAAGCUAUACAUUUUUUGUGUCCCCUGGUAAUCAAACCCACGACCUUUGGGCUACUUAACACAAUGCGGAUCGAGCUACAGUGUUGAAGACUGAAAAAAAGCAUUGUGUGUCUCAUGUUGACUCAGAUGUCCUCCCACUUUAUUUCUACAUCAUUUACUAUCCUCCCGUUUCAUAAUCAGCAUUUUCUCCUAUGUUAUCUUGUUUUUCUUUUUUUAAUUACAAUCAAGUUAUUGCCAAAUUGUUUUCCAAACUCUCCACGCCUUGGCUCUGCUUGGCAACCACAUCCGUUACCAUGACUACUUAAGUCAUUGCUAAGGAAACAUUUGAUGCAUUCAUGGGAUGAUGAAUUUUAGAAUCCUGUGUUAAGAUGGAUUAUGUCAUUAGGAGUUAACACUCGCGCACACACACACACAGUGCACACAGUUAAAAUUCAUCCGAACUAAAGUUUUAAUGUAUUCAUAGCACUUAUCCUAGGGAAAACUAGCCAUCUGUUUAACAACACAUAAGAGAAAUUAUUUAUUUAAAUUACGUUUAUUCUUGCUCAAACUGUCCUCCUGAAUAAACAUGAGCGCAUACCACUAUAACCCCCAAUAACUCACACCAAAGAUUCAGACAUGAAAUAUGAUUUUUUUCACUCCUUCGUGUGUGUGACCUUGCUGUUGAAACUAGAGCAGCACAGACUGGGCUGGGACAGAUAUAGCUCUGAUACUCAACACUGUUGUAGUGUCUGCGGUCCCACACAGACAAGACAAUGACACCAGCAGAAAAAUGUGUGUUUGAGUGUGUGUAGGCCACAGCAGAUGAUACUGUCCUUGACAACAACAGAGACUGUGUGUGUACGUUGUGUGAUCAUGGUAAACACUGUAAAAGUACAUCUAUCUCAAACAGAGAGUUGUGCACAUUCACAGUACACAUCUGAUCCAAUUCCCACACAAGAUUUCAUUGCUAUCAUAUACAUUAUACAGUAGCAUGUAUUACAGAUUGAAUUAAACCAUUUUUGAGCCGCAUUAUUUAGUAGCGGUCCUGAGUUUCAGAGUGUCCAGCACCCAGUGUGUCCAUUAGGGGGCAAUGAAGUCUGUGAACGAAGCUGUAAAGCUGAACUUAGAUUUAAAACAGUUCAAACAAUCCAAAAUAACCUUAGAAGAGAGUUGGCUAAAGUGCAAUACUGUAAUCCAAGAGCGUUUCAAAGGAUAUACUAUAGAGGCGCCUGUUAUAGUGGCCAAACAAUCUUUUAGCCCCGAAGCUGGUUAUAGAAGAAGCAUUUGUUUUUUUUAUUCACCAAAAUUAGUCUAAAAUGUCGGAGAGCUUCUGUUUAAUCAGAGAGGGUAACUUGAGCACUGCUUUGGCAAGGAUUGGUGGUCACACACACACACACACAAAAACACAAAUACACCAACUCCAAAAUACCAGCAAAACCACCAGUCCCAUCCUUCACCGUGCACUAUUAUAUGAGCGAAAGUAAAACAAUGUAAUCAAAGCAAAGCACUCCCACCUCACUUCUACUGCAAUGCUGUAAAAUCAAGUCAAGGGAAACACUUAUGUCAGUUUUCACAAUGAUUAAAGCAUGAAUCAAAAGGGUAUUAUCACAAUAUUCCUGUAGCCAUGAACGAGGCAUUUUCGAUCGGCGGGCUUAUAAACAGAACGGCUUUGUCAACAGCCAGAAUUAUGCAACAACAAAUUCCUAUUUCUGCACUCUGUGUGAGAGGCACUACGUCUGUGUAAAUCAAAAACAAAAAAGAAGCAAGCUGCAGUUUUUAAGGAUCAAAUGUUAAAACCUUUUUUCGAGGUCGAGAUCUGAGCUGCCUUAAUUCUUUGUGUGCUCUGUAAGUAACGCCUGCUUGUUUCAAUCCCACUUUGUAAAAACACACAAAUAACAAAACCAACUUUGUUAUCUGGCUAGUAUGGAUGUAUAGAUGCUUUGUCUGUAUGAAUCAGAGAUUUUGCUAAAUUUGCUCACCAUCCCUUGACCCCGAACCCUUGUACAUUACCCUUGUUGUUGUUUCUCAAUCUUUUUUGUGUACUUGCAGAACAUUUUAUAGUAUUAUUUAUUACUGGCAAGCCUUUGCAUUUGCAAAUAAUAAUAAAAAAUACAAGAAAGAUGGUUCUUUGAACAGGGUAGCAAGAGGCAGCCAAGCUGCCCAAUGAAAAGUCUGUGUGUUUGUUUUUGUUUGUUUAUUUGUUUUCUAAAUUAAGGAAGGAAACAGCAAAAGCAAAAGAAAAAAGAUAAACUUCUCAUUUGAUUAUGAAGUUGUUAUAAAACUUGUUGCUUUCAAAUGUAUCAUUUUUGUGUUGUAACAGUAUUUGUUUAAUCCAGUGAAUUGCUUAUUAAAACAAAUAAAUAGAGGCACA
This is a messenger RNA of Triplophysa dalaica, 8481 nucleotides long. It is a transcript of the gene sobpa, whose product is annotated as sine oculis binding protein homolog (Drosophila) a. The transcript is spliced from 9 exons. NCBI's taxonomy places the organism in Eukaryota, Metazoa, Chordata, Actinopteri, Cypriniformes, Nemacheilidae. The record is from RefSeq and is a predicted model, not a curated record. The coding region runs from base 1021 to 3831 and encodes 936 amino acids. Gene Ontology annotation, biological process: animal organ development. Gene Ontology annotation, cellular component: nucleus.